Melampsora larici-populina 98AG31 is the source of this 2109-nucleotide messenger RNA. RefSeq lists its product as uncharacterized. The coding region runs from base 1 to 2109 and encodes 702 amino acids. The transcript is spliced from 5 exons. NCBI's taxonomy places the organism in Eukaryota, Fungi, Basidiomycota, Pucciniomycetes, Pucciniales, Melampsoraceae. The record is from RefSeq and is a predicted model, not a curated record.
AUGAUGACGGCGAUCUGCAGUUCAUUAGAUCCUCUUCGACAAAAAAACAACAACCGAUUCGCCAGAUCAAGCAAUCCAAAGUUGUUGAAUUGUGCCCAUUAUCGAAAGCUGGCGAGGAAUGUAACAGAUGCCGGGUGGAGGACCAGGUUGGAGGUAAAAACUUCAACUGCCACUGUGGUGCCAAAACCAUUUGGCUUAAUGGUGGCCGUGUUAGACCAGCAACAGCUCACUGGUCCACCGACAUGUAAAAACAAAACCGGUGGCCUCAAGAAGACUACGGACUUGACUUCGUUUUUUGGACGGUUGGUAACUUCUAGAAACAUGAACACGAUAUCAUGUCCAGGACUCAACGAUGUCACUUGGGAACGAGAACGAGCUACACAUUCAAUCGCAGAUUUCAUAUCAAAAACAUGUACUCUCUAUCGUGGAAACAAUCGACACAAGAUCUGCAAGGAACUCUUUGGAAGCCAGGCUCAAGAGAGCCAAUUGACUGCUGAGCAGAAAUCUCAUUUGAUCACUACACUCGAUGCUCGAUCCAAAUGGGAAGUCAAGCGCCAUGGCGAGCGGAGUUCAAUUUACUCAAGCAAUUGUGAAAGGACUUUUAUUUGCAAAAACACUGAAAAGAACGCUGUCUGUCCAGCUUGUGAAGAACUCAAAGGCCUCCGUAGCUUAAUUGGAGCCCUCAAUAAAGAUUAUGCUGAAAAAGACAAGCUCAAGUUCACUCGUGACACCUACUUAUCAGAUAAUAUCAAUACAUUUUCACCCACCUUACUAAAAUCUACCGACGCUCGACUCCUUUCAAAUUCAGUCGAAAAGGCUUCAAAAGGCGAUUUCUCUGACUUUUGCACAGUUCUCGCUGCUUCGGCUCGGAAUGGAUUGUUUGACAAUCGUGAUGCAACACGCGGUUUGAUUAAGGCCGUUGCGGUGAAGGCUGCACGCGAAAACGCAGGAAAGACCACUCGAGCCAUCAGCCCGCGCGCUCUAAACCUCUUCAACGAUAACUUCGCAGGACGUGGAAAUCGUAGUCUGCGAAUGAAGCGAGCGAAAGACGGGAUGCAUCUAGUCGAUGGUCUUCAAAUUGUUAAUUUCAAUUGUAUUGCCCAAGUUCUCAAGGAUCUUGGUUAUUCUGGACCAGUAGCAGCUGCUUCUGACCAGACUGUGUGUGUAAAGCGGCUUCGGCAUCAUGAUGGUCAUUUGGUUGGGGCGCAAGGUGGGGAUAUAUCAUUUGAUGAUCCUUCUGAGCUUCCAGCGCUCGUAAAAUCAGUGGUCAAAAAUAAAGAACUUUGCUCAAAGAUUCGAGCUUACACUUUGCAAGUUCCUUUGCCUAAUAUCCCAACGUUUGUUGUAGCUCUCAUCGCUAGUUGCGAUAAGGAAACAUCAAAUGACAUCGUAGAAAGCCACCUCAAGUUCUUGGAACUGUCUCAAGAGGCUGGAAUCAAUAUCCUUUCAGUUGGUGCAGACGGCGCACCAACUGAACUUUGCGCUCAAAAUGCUCUCACGGAUACGGCUUCUCAGUUUAUUAGUUACUCGAACUCACGUUACGAUGUCCAUGUCAAGGUGCCUUUGAUCGGUCAUCCCCCACGACCCGUUGUAAUGGUGCAGGAUCCUAAGCACGCUCGUAAAACUGGUGCAAACCAGUUGAGCUCUGGAGCUUGUCUUCUUGUCAUGGUAGGAGAAAUGUGUGAUGCGUGGUUAAAUCGAUGGAUUGGCCAUCGAGAGCGCAUCCGAUCAGCUUGGACUGCGGAUUUCUUUUUUCGACACUGGAAGAAUUACCUCCUCAAACAACAAGCCGAGCCUCAUAAGCUAAUGAGCUUCGCUCACAACUGCAUAUCGCCUCAAAGUUUUAAGAUUUUUUCAACCCUAGCAACAUCUCUACUCCAGCUUGUCAUAGCUCAUCGAGAGUUUUAUCCGACCAUCCCUUUGCUCCCUUGGAAACAUGGUAGCGAGCCUUGUGAACACGUUUUCGGCUGGAUGUGUGUAAUAUCUCCAAGAUUCACCGUUCUCGACGCUAGAAUGAUGAUGCCCAAAAUCCAUGCCAUUGUCAAGAAUAUCAUGUCGGGCAGAAUGAAGAUACCCUCAUCAGAACACAUGCAUUCUGGAUAUCAAUAA